Molecule: messenger RNA, 486 nt
Organism: Kwoniella botswanensis
Lineage: Eukaryota; Fungi; Basidiomycota; Tremellomycetes; Tremellales; Cryptococcaceae
Exons: 4
Coding region: 1-486 (161 amino acids)
Biological process (GO): mitochondrial electron transport, cytochrome c to oxygen
Source: RefSeq, a predicted model, not a curated record
AUGUCCAUCCUCCGAGCUCGUUCCGUUGUCGCUCCUCUCUCCAAGAGAUUCGCAUCUACCAUCUCCGUUCAAUCGACCUCUUCAAACCUUAGCGGUGGUUCUUUAGGUAACAUCGAAGCUUCAUGGAAAGGUUUGAGCGCAGAGAACCAAUAUGAGAUCUAUCAACAACUCGAACAAAUCCAAAAGAAGGACUGGAAAGAAUUGACCCUCGAUGAGAAGAAAGCUGCUUACUUUGUCGCUUUCGGUCCUCACGGUCCCCGAACACCCGUCAACGAGAAAGGCCACGGUAUCAAGGUCUUUGCCGGUGUGCUUGCUGCCGUCGGUGCCGCUUACGGUACCUUCUUAUUCGCUCGAAGUCAAGCCCCUCCUCCUCCCGCUACUAUGACCCCAGAAUACCAAGACAAGAUGACAGAAUACAUGAGAAGCCAAAACAUGAACCCUAUCUCCGGUGUUUCCGCCGACCCAAAGAAAACCAUGAGACAAUAG